Molecule: messenger RNA, 2613 nt
Organism: Numida meleagris (helmeted guineafowl)
Lineage: Eukaryota; Metazoa; Chordata; Aves; Galliformes; Numididae
Gene: GCNA
Product: germ cell nuclear acidic peptidase
Exons: 10
Coding region: 48-1718 (556 amino acids)
Cellular component (GO): nucleus
Source: RefSeq, a predicted model, not a curated record
CCCGGAAGCGGAAGUGAGCGGCGGGGGCGCGGGAGCUUCGAAGCGGGAUGGCGGAGGCGGGCGGAGAGAGCCCCACCGCCACAAUCACCACCACCACCACCCCCAGCUGCACUCCGCUGGGGCCGGGCCGGGCCGCGCUGUGCCGAGGAGGCGGCCCGCGGGGAGCUGUGGCCGGGAGCAGCGCCAGCCGUGCCGUGUACUUCUCAUCCAGCAGCGAUGAUGAAUUUGAAAUGUUUUUAGUGAAAAUGAAAACUCCCAAAUCAGUCUCUAAAAAGGAGGAUUCGAGUUUGAAGGACUUCAUCAAUGACUCAAUGGAUGAUUUCUUCUUGGACUUUAAAACGAGAAAGAGCACAACAAAGAAGGCACCAAAAGAUCUUCAGACCCCAAAGAAGCUGCUGACUUCUGAGAAGGAAAAUGCUUGCUCCCCAGAAUUGCAGUAUCCAGAGGUUCUGAGUGACACUGAUGAUUCUGUCUUUGCGGAGAGCCCCUGGCAGAGUUACCGAAGUGGAGGAGUGAAGGACCUGAAAGAGAGUUGGAAGUGCCUAAAGGUGCCACCUCCACUAAAUCUGAAAGAAUCAGUAGCCAGAGGUAGUUCGGGCUUCCCUGAUAGAAGGACAGAAAGAAGCUGCGAGAAGAGCACAGGAAAUAAAACGCCAGCCAUGCCACUCCGACAGAGUGCAGAGUUAGAAUCAGACAGCUCAGAUAGCGAAUUUGAAUCAUUAAUAGAACGGAUAAGGAAACGGAGUACUCCUCGGAAACCCAUCUUAAGCACAAGUAAAACUGUCUACCAGCCGAGCACAAGAGAAAACAUCAAGCCACUCUGUGAAGGUGCCCGGUCCUUGCAUGGAAAGGGAGUCAAGAUACCAACAUCAAAAUCCGUUUCGCUGCAAGAAACACCUUCCAAGAUAACAGCUUCUGUAGGAGUUCCUAGGAGUGAAUCUGUCAGUUGCUCACAGUCAGCACAGACAGAGAAAAAGCUCAACGUGUGCUCAGUGCCUGGCUGUUUCUUACAAGAUCUCUCAAAUCCAGCUUCCCAGUAUGUGAAGUAUUUCAAGAAGAGUAAAGAGGAGCUGACGCAGAAGCUUUACCGUCUCUAUAACAGCACUGUCUUUGAGCAGAAGUUACCGGAGAAAAUGGUAAUAAACUGGAACAAAAAAAUGAGAAAAACAGCAGGAUACUGUGUAACUGGGCAGACCAAAGGCCCCGAAGGGCAGCGUUACGCUCGGAUAGAACUUUCUGAGAAAGUCUGUGAUUCUGCAGAUCGCCUUCGAGACACGCUAAUUCACGAGAUCUGCCACGCGGCCACCUGGCUCAUCAACGGCGUUCGCGACGGGCACGGCCGGUUCUGGAGGUUCUAUGCCAAUAAAUCGGCCGUGGUUCACCCAGAGCUGCCGGUGGUAACGCGAUGCCACAGUUACGAGAUCAAGUACAAAUUCACGUACGCGUGCGUUGUGUGCAAAAGCACGAUCGGACGCCACUCCAAGUCGCUGGACACGGAGCGCUUCGUGUGCGCCUGCUGCGGGGGGCGGCUGCUCCUCAGUCAGCCCGCUCCCAAGGAGGGCACCCCCGCCAGGACCAACCUCACGCCCUUUGCCAAGUAUGUCAAAGAAAACUACGGCCUCGCUAAAAGAGAGCAGCAGGGCUUGAGUCACGCCGAAGUUAUGCGGAAACUCAGUGCGGAUUUCGCGUUGAAAACCAGGCUCGAAGAUGCCUUGUGAUGGUUGGAGGCGCUUGCUGCUUUGAUGCCGCUCGGUUUUGCUGUGUGGCAGUGAAGCUGAUGAUCCUCCUGUGGAAGCUGGGAGUGCGUGUUUUGGAAGCUUCCAGACCAUUUUCAGACUUUGGAUUUAAAUCCUUUUAAUAAAGACCCUGAGGGUUUUUCUAAACUGGGCAAGAGUGAGCGAAGAGUAAUGACAGUGAUGGAAAGUCUAUGGCAACAAUGCACAGAUCAAUCCGUCAGGCUCCCUCUCUUAAAAGAUGCAGUUCUAGACCCCUCCUAGGGCAGAGCUGUUACUGUUUGUGCUUUUCUGAGCAGUAUUUACACGCAGUGCUUCACAGCACGUGUUCCUUGACUCCUGUGAGCAACUGAUUUAUUGUUUCACCUGGGCAGCUGACCCACUCAGCUGUGUGGGUGCAGUACUCUCCUGUGUGUGUGUGUGUGCUAAUCUGCCUGGGCCUGCCAGGUGCAAGAAAACCCAGGUACCUGAGCAGCCAUCUCAUUCUGUCUGGGUGACUUCCAGGCAGGAGAGGAGGCAGACCUGAAGGAAGCCUUCAACACGAGUUCAGUUGUCCUCCCAAGGAGAGCUUGAGUGAUCCUUGGCUGUUUUAGUUAAAAGCACUAGGUAAGCAGUGCCAUGACCCCAUCAGCGUGAGGUUUUGCAAAGUUGUGUGGUUCCAAGCAAGAUCAAAAUUCCCUGAUUAAAUUUAGACCUCAGUUUUGUCUCUAAUAUUUUUUUUACCGUAGAAUGUGAAGAUCUAGUCUGAUGACGUAUCUGUUUCAUGCAGAACGUGAUUGAAUUAGUUAUGACGUUUGUGUGUGCUGUGAACAAAUCACUCAGGUGGCUGUUACUUUGGAAUAAUCAAUAAAUUGCUUUUUGUACCACGUGCCACAGUGAA